GCUUUGUACUCGCUCAGCCUCUGGGCACACAUGCUAAAGGUCCUGAUCACCAACUUGAGAAACCGGGACAUAGACUGGUCGGUGACGGAUUGAUGGUUGUGGGUGCGAGUGUCGGUAAGAAAGACACGGUAAAUAAAGAGAAUGUGGAAAUAGUUAAUGGAGGAGACAGUGGAACGAUACCGACAGUGGCUGCAGAGAGUGAGCCAAUGAAUCCUGUUGACGUGAGUAUAGAAUCAACUAACAAUAUCGCAAAGGAGAAAGGAGGGUCUCCUGUGUGCUCCAUCUGUGUUACAGGCGAGGAAUCAGAGUGGGAUACUAAGAUCAUCCCAGUUAUAGCGGUGGCCAAGUGCAUAGCUACUACUCAUACCAUUGAAAUCGAUUCAAAACCAAAAGAGCGCGUCAAAACUCGUGCGGAUUUUAUAGAGAUCAAGCCAAAUAGAGUUCCCGUCGUAGGUGUGGAACAUUCUAGUACUACUACCUGUGCGAAUACAUAUUCGGUAGAGCGACCAGCUGCACUUGUAACAAUGGGGUCAGUAGCGGAUGGUGCGUCGCCUGAUGCUGCCGCUGUAGCCCAAGUAGAUACGAACCCCACUGCAGCUAGUGAUGGUGGUGGUCAGGUUGUGAAUGAAGAAAAAGGUAUCAUGCAACAAGAUAAGAAGAUCCCCACAACAAGUGAUGACGGUGAUGAGAACGUCGUUGUCGAUGGAAGUGGCCCUCAGAACAACCAUGAGGUUUCUGUAGAUAGUGACGGUAAUGAUAUGGUUGUGGAUGAAGAGAGUAAUGAUUCUGCAGGAGUUAAUCGGGAUGGUAAACACUCGACUGGUGCUGGCAGUCCUACAAGUGAAGUGUAUGACUCUACUGGGAACGUUGACAGUACUGCCACAGGUGGAGCUGUUGAAAAGAGAAAAAGUACUGACCAAGCGCACGCUGUGGUGGCGGAGUUAACGAUCACCGAUAUCUCCUCAGACGAUGACAGCACAAGCCCUACAGCAAAGGCGGGCUUGUCGGCCUCAGAACGAGCCGCGUGUACAACAAGCUCGAACGCGGCGAAACUGGAGGACAGUUACUUAAAAGAUCAAGUGACCAGUGAAUCUGCAAAGUCCUCGUACGAAAGCGCUGCCGCUGGAUCUGAAACAGUUGAAGACGCCUGUGUGGCUGAGGUGGCAAAUACCGGCUCACCUCGAAGUGUAGGCCUCAGUGAGAACCCGGCUACAGACAAAAUAGACGCGGAGCAAGAAGUGGAUAUGAUUGGAGUACUUGCAGAUAGUAAAGGCAACAUGGCGUCUGCUGUUGAAAGCUCAAAGGAGGCACGCCACGAGGGUGCUUCCGACACAGACGACGCAGUGGACAGCCAUAUUCAACUUGGUGAGGUGCCGACCACCAUCGCUGGUAUGAAUAGAAAUCUAACACACGCAGUGUUGGCUAAUGUCAGCAAGAAUUGCGCAGCGGUGGCAGAAGUGUCUACAGAUAUACCAGAUAACAUCUCCAAGAAGCGGUCUCACGGAGGCGUGUCAAAAACGAGUACGGGUAAUGCAUUGUCACCGGGCGACAAGCAGGAGGGCAAAGGGAAGAAACCCUAUAUAAAUGAGUGUGCCAGUACCCGGAUGUAUACUAAACCGAUACUAGCCGCCCAGGAGAGCAGCGCUCUGUCUUCGGCAGUCAAAGUAGCGCCCGAUGUGAUUGAUCUGGAAAUGGUUGACGCUGGCAGUGGAAUGGAUGCUCUGAAGGCACCCUCGCCGAUAGAUACGUUGGACCAUCAAAAAGGGCUAGCGAAGGUUAAGGCAGUGAAGACACUGGGCGACUAUUGGCGAGGAAAUGGUGAUGUUCACAAGCCUGUGAUGAUCGGAACGGGGCGUAAGAGUGUGAAAACCGCUCAUUCAUGGGACAACAACAGCAGUGGAAAGCACAAUGUGAGAGGUACCAAAGGACAACAGAAUGGAGUUAUCGACCUUUCUGCGAAUGAUAGCUUGGGCCGGUCUGAUAAACGGAAUCCUAUCGAUGUCGAGUCAGAUCCACCGGGAAAAGGUACUAAAGGGAAUACAAAUAUCACCAUCGAUGGUUCGCAGAACACACCAGGUUCCGGUAAGCCGCAAAUAAAGAAGAGGGGCAGGGGCAGGCCAAGGAAGGAAACUUAUAGGCGUGAUCCCAAAGAAGAAUCUAUUGAGGAUGAAGAAGCAGAGGUUAUACCGGUCUGCUCUGAAUGUAGGACUUCCACGACGUGUUCUGAUGUCAACCCUAACCCGCUUGAUAAGUUGCUGGUGUGUACACUGAGUGGAUGCCCGAACGCGGGGCACGCACGGUGUCUAGGUUUUAGCGAAAUUCUCGCCCGUAAUUUGUACUACAGUACGGAUUCAUGGACAUGUAUGGUGUGCAAGAGAUGUGUGGUGUGUGAAGAGGGUGACGGGGACAAUGAGAUGCUGUUGUGCGAUCUGUGCGAUUCAGGUACGCAUGCAUCGUGUCUUGACCCGCCCCUAAAAGAAAUGCCCGAUCCGAAUAAGGAGUGGCACUGUGUCGCAUGCAGAGAACAGGCAGCUGGGAAGAUGAAGUCUAAGAGUGAUGCGCGGCGAGGUGGUAAAUCCAAAAAACGACGAAAGAUUUCAGACAUUGACUAUUCAGCAAGCAAUACGUCCUGCGACGAGACCGAUGACUACCUUGCAGGUCCAUCGACUAAAGCAGCGCGAACUAUAUUCUCCCGGAGUAGUAGCUCUACCGCUCCGGAUCACGCCGGAUCGCGCCCGACGACGAAGCACAAGAAGGAUACUUCCUUGCUGGUGAAGCUAGGGGGUACGUUAAUAAACAAACAGGCACCUACGAGCAGCGGCGCCAACCUUUACCGACUCACGGGCGGCUCUGACCCGCUUGGUAUGUACCGCGGAGAGACCAAAGCUGCAAGCGAUACGGGCAAAGGCAUGUGCCCCAUCGCGGGUUGCGACGGUAGUGGCCACUCGACUGGACUCUACGCUACGCACAAGACGCCGUCGGGGUGUCCUAUCCUCAAUCCUCCAGAUACAGACGGACAGCAGAAACCACCAAUGAAGAGAAGAUUGUCUGCGAAUGAACCAUCACACCAAUCGAACCUGCACAGGCGGCAAGGCAACAACACACACUCUCUUCAGAUGGUAAGAUCGUCUUCGGCGAUCGAUUUGUCUGGCCCCGAAAGAAAUUCAACACCUGCCAUUCCACACCCAAACAACGCCAGUGCGCACAAAGCAUCGUACUGGGAACCAUUUAUUUACCCUUCGAAGCUAGAUACUCGAACGUUAAUCACGCAGGAGACUGUCAUAGGCGAUGACUCAGCCAUACACCCAACAGAGGCCGAUAUAGUGAAUUUCGAGAGUGCGCGAAUCCAAGCCGUGGAUUUACUACGGUCAGAAUACUCGGGUAUUAGUUAUACGAAAAAAUUAGAGGCCAUUAUCUUCGGUGCCUAUACCUUGAAGACGUGGUACUCCGCUCCGUAUCCUGAGGAGUAUGCUCGCUUGCCAAGGAUCUUUCUUUGUGAAUUCUGCUUGGGAUACAUGAAGAGCGCUGUGAUUUUGGAUCGGCAUAGACAAACCUGUGAUCGGUUUUGCCCCCCUGGAGACGAGAUUUACAGGAAAGGCAAAAUGUCUAUUUUUGAGGUUGACGGGAAUAGGAACAAGAUCUACUGUCAGAAUCUGUGCUUGCUGUCGAAGCUCUUCUUAGAUCAUAAAACUCUCUACUAUGAUGUCGAGUCAUUCAUGUUCUACGUCCUUACUGCUUACGACAAAUUUGGUUAUCAUUUAGUCGGGUACUUUUCGAAGGAGAAAGAUUCGCAGAUGGGGUACAACCUGAGUUGCAUUAUGACCCUGCCGCACUGUCAGAGGAAAGGAUACGGAAGGAUGCUUAUUGACUUCAGUUAUCUGCUGUCGCGCAAGGAGAAAAAAUUGGGCUCGCCAGAACGGCCUCUAUCCAAAUUGGGCGAGAUCAGUUACAAGGCUUAUUGGUCCAGUGUGAUGCUGUCCUAUCUGUAUGAUCAUCGGGAAGCUAGCGCAUUGAGUGUGAAAGACUUGUGUGUAGGCACCGGUUUCACCGAACACGAUAUUGUCAAUACUCUACUGGAUCUGAAGCUGUUGAGGUACCAAAGUGGGAAACACGUACUCAUACGGGAUGUUGAGCUGCUAACCAAAAUAGCGGAGAAACAAGAACGUUUCGACCUGGAGAACGAGUGUAUAGUGUCGCCGCAGAACCUAUCGGACAGAUGGUGCCCAUACAAAGACUCCGCGCGGCGAUAUAGUAGCAGUCCCCGGAAAAUAUAUAGCUAA
This is a messenger RNA of Sphaeroforma arctica JP610, 4280 nucleotides long. RefSeq lists its product as hypothetical. Gene Ontology annotation, biological process: regulation of DNA-templated transcription. Lineage: Eukaryota; Ichthyosporea; Ichthyophonida. Gene Ontology annotation, cellular component: nucleus. The record is from RefSeq and is a predicted model, not a curated record. The coding region runs from base 93 to 4280 and encodes 1395 amino acids. Gene Ontology annotation, molecular function: histone acetyltransferase activity; zinc ion binding. The transcript has 11 exons.